GCAAUAAAGCGUAAAUGAAACUUAUUUUUUUUUACUUUUUAUGUAUUUUAAUAAACUCUUAAUGGCCUUACAACAUAAAAUAUAACAUAUAUUCAAAUGAAAAUCAACGUCAGGCUUGCGUUUUGUUUUGGAAGCGAUAAGGACGUGAAGUAACGAACGUGUGGCCCGAUGCCGUCACUCCUAAUCCAACAUGGCACUUUCGUGUUCUCUAUUUACACUUUCACCGUGAUAAAGCGUCGCCGCGCAGCCGAGGAACUAGCUCUGUCGCGUUUUUAAGCAUCAUGUAAUAAGAAUAACCACUUUGACAACGUCGUGGUCCGCCUUCCGUCGGUUUAAUUGUUCGGUAGCCCCCAGGAAGUAUCCUGGACCCGAGCGACUGUUCAAACGCCCACCGAGGAGCCUCUUCCCACUUCGUCCAGGAUCUAAUGCUCCACCAUCAUGGAUCACAAGGACUCUGUCAGCAUCCGAGUGUUCUCUCUCAACUGCUGGGGGGUGCGCUACCUGAGCAAGCACUGCGCUCAGCGGUACGCCAUGAUCGCAGACAUGCUGCACCAUGAAAAGCACGACGUGGUCCUCCUGCAAGAAGUGUGGAGUGAAAAAGACUACCUCUUCCUGAGGAAGAAGUUGGCCAGUAGCCACGUUCACUCGCAUUACUUUAAGAGUGGAGUCAUCGGCAGCGGAUUGGCCAUUUUCUCCAAGCACAGAAUUCAAGACACGCUUCUUUACCGCUAUUCCCUUAAUGGGUACCCGUACAUGGCUCACCACGGGGAUUGGUUCGGAGGCAAAGCUGUGGGCCUGGCCGUCGUAAACAUCAGCACGCUGACCGCCAACUUCUACCUGACUCACCUGCACGCCGAGUACUGUCGGGAGAGGGACGCCUAUCUGCCUCACAGGGUGGUCCAGUCCUGGGAGCUGCAGCAGUUCAUCCGCCACACGUCCGCCGGCGCCGACGUGGUGGUCCUCGGCGGCGACCUCAACAUGCACCCUCGGGACCUCGGCAACAAGCUGCUGACGUCCUACACGGGACUGCGGGACGCGUACACCGAGACCGACGCCUUUGACGGAUGUGAAGACGGUCUGACUCUCAUACUGGACAACCCUUUCAUCAGCCAGAAAGUGAUCGCUCCCUUCAAGAAAGGCAUCAGGAUCGACUACAUCCUCUUUAAGGGUUCGAGCAAAGCCAGCAUCCAGUGCGCGUCCAUGUGCACCACCAAAGGCUCCGUCCCGGGAAAGGCUUUCCCCUACUCGGACCACGAGGCUCUGACGGCCGAGUUCAGACUUGACGUGCUCGCUCCGAGUGAGGCCGGGGGAGACUUUCGGACGAGGAGUCAUGAUUGUGCAGGAGGGGAUGUGGCCAGACUGGUGGACAUACUGACGGAGGCCCGCACUGAGGUAAAAGUGGGCGUGCACUGCGCGGAACGGAUGCGCUACACGGCGGCCCGCACGGGCGCCAUGGGCCUGGCGCUGCUCCUGCUGGAGCUGGCCAUCGCGGCCGUGCCCUGGCUGGCGCUGGGCGCCGAGCAGGCCUUCCCGCUCACCUCCUUCUGCCUGCUGGCGGCACUGUGCUUCGCCAUCCUGCUGUGCACCUCGCUGCUCUACGUCUUCUACUCCAUGGAGCUCAAGUCCCUACAGGGCACCGAGGACCAGAUGAGGCUGGCCGUGGGAGGCCUGCAGGAGAAGCUGCGGGGCUUCCCCGUGGCCAAGCUCCCGGGGUGUCCGCAGCCCGGCGGCGGGUUGCAUGUGGAGGAAUAACGGGCCAAUGGAAAUCUUAUCCGUCCAUUUCAGAUACCACUUAUCUUAAACGUCGUUACAGGAAAGCUGUGCCGGCGCAACCAUUCACACUCACGCCAACCUAACCUUUUUAUUGACGCAAAUACAUAACAGUUCAAGUAGAAUGUUUUGACACACUUUCCCAUUUAGAAAGUUGAUCAAAACUUUGACACAUUUGCGAUGCAUUGAACAGGUUUAACAUUUUUGAUUGUCAGCCACGACCAUGGGUAAAUUCCCAAAUUGAGUCAGAUUGUCGUGUGUGGACCAGAAACGUUUUGACACACUUUUCCAUUUAGAAAGUAUAAAAACCUUUCACAUAUUAGGAUUUGCUAUUUUAAAUGCUGAACAAAUUUAACAUGAGCAAUUGUUGCCCUGACUGUUUUUAAGGCUGAUCAGGGCAAGGAAAAAACAGCCACUUAAAAACAUAACCCACAGCACAGGAUAAUCAUUCGUUUGCCCCAGAUGUUUUCUGAACAGAUUGGUGAGGAAGAAAUAAGUUAACACACCCCACAUCACAGGAUCGCUCAGGAUAAUCCUUCACAGACAUCCAACAAUUGGGCCUUAAGUAAAGUAAUAAAUGAAAACAUUUACUUACCUGCCCAAUUGUUAGGAAAAGAUGCACGCUCUACAUGCAAAAGCUAACCACCGUAGAGCCUCCCAAUUUAAAUAUAUAACCACCAUUCAAAUGUUUUUAAUGCUCUUGAAUCAUUUAUCCACCUUUUUAUGCUCCUUGUAGUAAUUUGUUUUUUAAAGGCCAUCAAUGCAACUUUCAUUCCGCCCAUCCAACGCUUUGAGGGGGACCACGUACAGUAUUCCCAUUGCUGCGUUUACAUAAUACAAUGAUUUUUAUACGAUAAGGUAAAUCUAAUGUACACUUUGUGAUUUGAUCCUUGGAAUCUCUGGACAAUAUGUGGAAAAAAAAAAUGUCAAUGGUUGUGUAAUUUCAACUGAGCAUUAGCAGGCAGUCCACUUGUUAGUUAAUCGAGCUCAACCGCUUGCUUACAGUAGGAACUACAUAAUGGUCCACAUGGCUGAGCCAAAACUUUUACCGAAAUUAUUUCAAUGCUUAAGCUUUCAGGAAAUUGUAAGAAAAUGAUUUAGUUUUUUUAAUAUCCUUAUUUUACAUGAGAUUCAUUCCAACUUAAUACUGUAUUUUGGAUGAUGUUGAUGCAAAAAUAAAGUCAUGAUUUCUUUCUUGAGUCACCACUUGAGGGCAGCUUCAA
This is a messenger RNA of Phycodurus eques (leafy seadragon), 2993 nucleotides long. It is a transcript of the gene smpd2b, whose product is annotated as sphingomyelin phosphodiesterase 2b. The transcript has 11 exons. The record is from RefSeq and is a predicted model, not a curated record. Gene Ontology annotation, molecular function: sphingomyelin phosphodiesterase activity. Lineage: Eukaryota; Metazoa; Chordata; Actinopteri; Syngnathiformes; Syngnathidae. Bases 439 to 1752 code for a protein of 437 amino acids. Gene Ontology annotation, cellular component: cytoplasm.